AUGUAAAGUAGCACAAAUUAUUCUUAAUUUGAAAAAAAGGAGAAUAUUGUUUGGCCUAUUUUUCAACCAGCUGAGAAUAUUAACAAUCUCCCUUUUUGGAAUAAGAGACCUUAUUUAUCUUUUGAAGAAAAUUAAAUAUUAAUAAAAGGAUAUCUUAAGAGAAUUGGAAAGAACAAAUAAAUACCAAAAGCAUAUAUGUUUAUACUAUUAAAAACAGGUUAACUCUUAUAUGCAGAUAAAAAUUAAAAAGGAAAAAUACAGUUGGAUUUAUCAAUUGUUCUCAAGAAAAUUGAAUUAACAAAUGAAGAAAAUGAAGAUAAGUAAAAGAUUUGUGCAAUAAGAAUAGAAAGAUUUUAGAAUUGCUCAAUUCAUAUUUGGAAUGAAGAUAAUUUGUAUUAUUAUUAAUUAAUUUCUAGUUUAGAAUUAGCAUCAAUGUUUGGUAUAACAGAUUAGCUUAGUUUUGUAUUAGUUAAAAUUUUGAAGGAUUCUUUUAAUUAUAAGAGAAAAUAGAUUAAGGUGCCUUUAGUUCUGUAUUCUCAGUUACUUCUCAAAUUCAACAAGAAGUAGUCAAAAAUUAAAAAUUUGCUGCUAAGGUUUAUUCCAAAAGUUUAUUAUAAAAAAUACCUGCUUAACAAAUGAAGGUAAAAUAAUGAAUAAAUUAGGAUUUUAUUAAUGCAGAAUGUUAAAUACUGAAAAUUGUAAAAUCCUAAUACAUUGUCUAAUUAUUUGAAAUAAUAUAAUUAGAAGAUGUAGUAAUUUUAAUACUUGAAUAUGUUACUGGAGGAACUUUGUAUCAAGUUAUUCAAUAAAAUGUUUUAAAUGAAUUGAUGUCUUUAGAGAUAUGUUAUUAGAUACUGUUAGCAAUAAAAGAAGUUCAUCAGUAUAAUAUAUGAAUAUUGUAAUAGCCAUGGCUUUGUACAUAGAGAUAUUAAAUUAGAGAAUAUAAUGAUUUCAUCUUUAAAUCCAAUAGAAAUAAAACUUAUAGAUUUUGGUUUUGCUGAAAAAAUUAAUCGUAAUAAAUUAGUAAAUGGUUCUGGAACUGCAGGAUAUAUUGCUCCAGAACUAUUUGAAUUAGCACCAUAUACAGAAAGUUGUGAUAUGUUUAGUUUAGGAGUACUUUUCUAUUAGCUUCUAUGUGGAAAUUCCCCUUUUGGUACUUAGAAUAAAGAAAGUAAUUAUAAUUAUAUAUUUCAAAAUAGCACUUUUGGAAUUAAAUAGGACAUGUAAUCUACAAUAUUUAUAAAAGGAAUGGUAGAAUAUUUCUUCUUCUACUUAAAAAAUUGUCUAAAAAAUGUUAGAUAAAGAUCCUAAUAAAAGAAUUACAAUUUUAGAACUUGAACUACUUUUAGAAAUACACAUAAAUAAUUUGCGAUCUAAUUAAGCUAAUUCUCGAUAAGCGCUUAAUCAAUUAUAAAAUUGUAAUAAUGUAAUGAUGUAAAACUAAAAAACUGCAAUAAGAUUAGUUUCGAAUAACAAAAAAUGUGAUGAUGAUGAUAUGAUGAUAGAGGAAAAAAGCAUAGAUAAUACAAACUUAAUCAAUUUAAAAAAUUCCCAAUAAUAUUACAAUAAGUCUAAAUGGGUAUCUUGA
Paramecium pentaurelia is the source of this 1588-nucleotide messenger RNA. The record is from the annotation of a GenBank genome assembly. Lineage: Eukaryota; Ciliophora; Oligohymenophorea; Peniculida; Parameciidae.